AUGGUAGCUAGCUCUAAUGCCGUUCACAAACAUGCUCACAAACCAUCUACACAGGUUUUGACCAGAAAGCAAAAAGACAAGAUUAUACGAAGAUUUCAGAAUGAAAUGGCACAGAAGGAAAAGGAUUUUCAGAAUUCUGUGGAGAAUGAAGUGAAACUGCUGCGGAUGAAGUUCAACAACAGGCUCAACAAAAUAUUGCGCAAGUUUUGGGAUGUGAAGUUAGAAGAUGUCUUGAAUGUUGAAAGAGAGAUCUCUGGUAACACGCCGUUAACUUUGUUUCACGUGAUAGCACAACUUGAGUCCUUGAAAAAGAGUAACGACAAUGCUGCCGUUGAAGGAGAUCGCAAUACAGAGAAACCAGACUAUAAUAAGGUUUGA
Messenger RNA from Pichia membranifaciens NRRL Y-2026, 378 nucleotides. RefSeq lists its product as hypothetical. Lineage: Eukaryota; Fungi; Ascomycota; Pichiomycetes; Pichiales; Pichiaceae. The record is from RefSeq and is a predicted model, not a curated record. The coding region runs from base 1 to 378 and encodes 125 amino acids. The transcript has a single exon.